GGUACUUUUCGACGCGUCUGCGGAGUGAGGUCGGCGGAAGAGGUUGUGAGUCUGUUUUUCAAGAGAAGCUUCGAAAAUCCUCUCUUCGUCCUCAACUUCGAAAGGAAGGCGUCCUUUGGUCCUUUCUUUUCGUCUUCGGUGUGGCGUUGACGGCCUGUGGUGGCGCCGAGUUUCCGGGCAGGUAUCCUCAGAGACGGAGGGAAGCUUGCAGCCUCGGGCCGAGAUGUCUCAGUACGUGAACGACCUGUGGCGCGGCUCGCCGCAGGACAAAGAGUCCCCCUCGACGUCUCGGUCGGGCCGGUCCAGCCGCCUGUCCUCGGCGUCCAGGAGCCGCUCGUCUUCCGGGAGGUCUCGGUCCCGCUCCAGCGGCUCGAGCCGGGCGUCGUCGCGGAGUCGGAGCCGGCCCCGGAGGAGAAGCAGGUCCAGGUCCUGGUCCAGGAGGCGCCACCAGAGGAAGUAUAGGCGCUACUCGCACUCCUACUCGCGCAGCCGGUCGCGCUCCCGCGGCCGCCGGUACCGGGAUAGGGGCUACAGCGCGUCCAGGAGAUACCGCCAGUCGCCGUCCCGGCCCCGCUCCCGCAGCCGGUCCCGCUUGCGGGGACGCUCGUAUUACCGACGGGCCUCCGCGCUGCCGCGGGGGCGGCGCUUCUAUGGCUUCGGCCGCACCGUGUACCCGGAGGAACGCAGGAGUUGGAGGGCUAGGUCCCGGACCAGGUCGCGGAGCCCCUCCCCUUUUCGCUUGAGUGAGAAGGAUCGAAUGGAGCUGUUAGAGAUAGCGAAAGCCAAUGCAGCAAAAGCUUUAGGAACAGCUAACUUUGACUUGCCGGCUAGUCUCAGAAAAGUUCUUGCAUCUAAAGAGACGAACCAUGGAACAGCUGUGCCAAACAGUGGUGCAAAGUUUGAGCUGUCGGAAAAACUAGGAGAAGAUGGAACUAAAAAUCCCAGUGAAAAGCCUUCCCAGCAAAAAAGCAUAGUUUUUAGCUCUAAUAAUUCUGUAGCAAAACCAAUGCUUCAGAAAUCAGCUAAAGCUACUGCUGAAGAGACCUCUUCAGGAUCCCCCAAAAUAGAUGCGAAAAAAAGUCCAUAUGGACUGUGGGUACCUGUCUAAAAAAAGAAAACUAAUUAUAAGGUUGGCUGAAAUGCACUUUAUUGCAAAUGUGUGUUCCUGGCAUUAUUCCAUCUCUGGGAGUCAUUUAGUGGUAAUUGUUGCAAUUACAAACAAUGACACAAAUAUGUAAAUCCUUAAUAUUUAAAUAUUAACAUUUUAGAUUUCUUUUAUAGAUAAGAGAUAACACAUGGACCAGAGGAUUCAUACAGGUGGGAGUCUUGUACAUAUAAUUGUAAAUGUUUUGUAUGAUAUCAGUUAGUUAUGUAAAAGCAAAAUUUAUAAGAACAGUAAUUGAUUUGUUUAUAUUUGUUAAUAAAUUUCUUGUUUUUAAAA
Ailuropoda melanoleuca (giant panda) is the source of this 1441-nucleotide messenger RNA. It is a transcript of the gene RSRP1, whose product is annotated as arginine and serine rich protein 1. Bases 224 to 1108 code for a protein of 294 amino acids. The transcript is spliced from 5 exons. The record is from RefSeq and is a predicted model, not a curated record. NCBI's taxonomy places the organism in Eukaryota, Metazoa, Chordata, Mammalia, Carnivora, Ursidae.